GCAGCCAGCUUCUUAGGCCACCCUUUUAAAAUGGUGGAGCACAAAAUCCAGUCCACCUUCCCCCUCUCAUGGUAGGUUGUUACUUUCAUCUCAAAUGAGGGGUAUCUAUAUGAGGCUAUCUUGGGAUUGAAGAAAAUCUCUCCUUUGGCUGCACUCCUUACACCCCACCUUACUUACUACCUAUGCUUGAGGUGGGCUAUGCAUGUAUGGCUGGAAAAGUUCCCCACCUUUACUCUCUAUCUCUCUCCCCCCCCCCCUCCCAACAUCUUAUGAUAUAUUAACAGCUCAUCCCAUAUCUCAACUGAAGGCACUGUUGCAAUGGAAAGGUUGGGAGUGAAGGAUAAGUAUUGAUGAGCAUCUUCUCCUGGACACUCAUCUUAUCGUCUGUUCUUGAGGAGGGGAAUGUGUACCCAAGAGGUGAGGAGGUGAUGAUGGGAUCCUUGGUGGAGCGCUUGCGAUUUGACGGCGGUGAAGGAAGAUAAGGUCUGUUGUUGAUGGUAAGAAAGUUUAUGUCAUUCUUAGAAGGAAAGAUAAGCCAUAAAGAUGAAGUACAUGAAACUUGGAACAAAGCCAGACACCUUCUACACAGAAGAAGCUGUAAGAUCAGUGUUGUCGGAUGUGCCAGCUGACCUUAUCAUACACAUUAAUAGCACGAAAUUCCUAUUGCAUAAGUUUCCGCUUCUCCUGAAGUGUGGCCUCCUCCAACGCUUUUGCUCUAGCAUCGACAACAACUCGGACCAACCGAUUUCCAUAGCUCUUCACGAUGUCCCCGGAGGGGAAGAAGCCUUUGAGCUAUGUGCAAAGUUCUGCUAUGGAAUCACCAUCAGUCUUAGCGCCCACAACUUUGUGCAGGCAAUCUCUGCAGCUAGGUUCCUACAGAUGACGGAGUCUGUCGCCAAGGGAAAUUUCAUAAUGAAGCUGGAGUCGUUCUUCGAGUCAUUCAUCCUCCAUGGCUGGAAGGAUCCAAUUGUAACACUCCAGUCUGUAGGGAAGCUGUCAGGUUGGUUGGACAAUCCUAAGAUUGUGCAACCAUGCAUGGAUUCCAUUAUCGAAAAAAUCCUCACACACCCAUCAAAGGUCACAUGGUCCUACACAUACACGAGGCCAGGCUACAGCAAGAAGGAUCACCAUUCCGUCCCCAAGGACUGGUGGACCGAGGAUGUUUCCGAGCUCGAUCUCGACCUCUUCCGAUCAAUAAUCUCUACCGUUCGAGCAACAAGGAAGCUACCUGCAGCACUCCUGGGGGAGGCUCUCCAUGUCUACGCAUGCAAGCACCUCCCAGACCCAAUGGAAGCGCACCAAGCUCAAAGCUCCACUGCUCGAUCCGAAGAGACCUUAGCCAAGCACAAGCGUGUGCUCGAGUCCAUCGUCAGCAUGAUUCCCAGCGAGCCAGGCUCGGUCUCCGGCAGGUUCUUGUUAAGGCUGCUCAAGGUGGCGAACUACAUUGGUGCCUCGCCAUCGACCAAAGCCGAGCUAGUGAGGCGGUCGGGGCGGCAAUUGGAUGAAGCAACCACAAGCGACCUCCUCAUUCCACUGCCUUCAAAUCCACAGGAGUACGAUAUCGGUGCAGUGGAAGCAGUGUUGGAGAAUUUCCUGCUGCAGUUUCGCCGGCCGAUGCCUCCACAAGAGAGUGAGAGGAUGCUUGAAUCCAUGGCGAGGGUGGCAAAGAUCUUCGACUCCUACUUGCAAGUCAUCGCACAAAACAGCGAACUCCCAGUGUCAAAAUUCGCUGAUCUUGCGGAGUCCUUGCCGGACAUGGCGCGCCAAGAGCACGACGAGCUCUACCAAGCCAUUGAUACUUACCUGAAGGAGCACCCAGACGUGAGCAAGGCAGAGAGGAAGCGGCUCUGCCAGUUGAUAGACUCCCAAAAGUUGUCCCCCGAAGCACGCGCGCAUGCAAUAGCGAACGACCGCCUGCCCUUGCGCACGAUCGUGCAACUCCUGUUUGUGGAACAAGAGAGGGCUCCUCCCGUUCAACCUUCGACCGAGAUUUCAGACGCGAGGGGAGCUCCGGAUGACCGUAGAAGGCCGAGACAGGGGUCAGAUGAUGGGCUUCGACACAGAGGAGAGUCGGUGCAAGGUGGAAGGGCCAAGAGCGUGGAGAUGCGGAGGAUGGGGAGAUCGUCGUCGGAGUCCAGGAUGGCCAAGAAGAAGGAGCUGGUGGUAGUGGAGAAAGCGGAAGGAUCACGGAACAAGAUCAGAAUAUCCACCAAUAAACGCUAAAGAAGGGAUGAAAAUAUGGUCAUGAUACAUCCUCACUCGACCCCAACAACAAAAAGAAAGGUGAAAAAGAGAAACAAGGGGAAGGGGAUCUCAUUUGUAAAUUGCAAAAAUAUUCAUGAUUUUUUUUUUUUUAAUGAUCCAGAGAAUUGGAGAGUUUGUGUGGGAGGUAAAUUUUGUAAUUAUUUGAGUGAGCAACGGAUGAUUGAUCAAAUAAACUUUGGAAUGUCAUGCA
Molecule: messenger RNA, 2455 nt
Organism: Elaeis guineensis (African oil palm)
Lineage: Eukaryota; Viridiplantae; Streptophyta; Magnoliopsida; Arecales; Arecaceae
Product: BTB/POZ domain-containing protein At5g47800
Source: RefSeq, a predicted model, not a curated record